AAGUAUGAAGGCAGUGUCCUGGUGACCUUGGAGGAGACGUGGAGUAGAUGCCAAAGACCCGUGAUCUCGAAGGAAAUUAUGACUACAGCUAGUGAUAUGGAUAUUUACACCUAAAGAGAAACCAUGCCACAACAAGGGGGAGGGAAUAAGUAGAUUUCCCAUCUGUCGUGACUGAUCAAGCUAUGUGGAAUGGAAAUGAGGACGCUCCAGAGUUAUGUAACUGCCAGGGAUACCAGGGCAGGUAUGACACUUGCCAUUUGUUUAGAAGCAGCAGUAAGGUAAGAGAUAGAGGCAGGAGUCGCAGCCCUUUCAAGAACGGUGCCACCAACCCGGCUGCUAAAGUUCGGAAUAGUGGUUGCCAAGACAGUACAUUGGCACUAGAGGAGCAGAAUCUGCAGUUAAAGAAGAAGUGUGAUGAUCUCAGGAGACGCCACAGGAAGGAACGGCAAGUGUGGACGAAGGAGAAGGAAGGACUUUUGAAAGAAGUUACAGAGUUAAAAGCAGGUGAAAACAGGGGGGAUUUGCUUGAGCUGAAGGCUGUUUUGGACGUGAUUCAGAGAGAACAGAGAAGAGAAGAAAAAAAAUGGACUGACUUACUCCUGCAGUUUCUAAAUGAUCGAUGUGGGAGGGAGAUUGAACGGAUAGAGCUGAAGCAGCACAUCCCCAAGGUAGAAGAAAUUACUGCAAAGACAUGCGCCAGUCAGAGUAAUCCAGCCAACCGGAAGGACACAAAGACAGAAGAAUCAGAACAGAAACAUCUGCUGGGAGAUAGCAUUGCUGCUGCCAUGGAGCUUAGGACUCCAUUAGAGGGUAAUGAAUGGAAUUGGAAAAUGGAAAAGAUGGAGAUGUUAGAAAAAUUUGACAAUGAAAGGAAAGAAUGGGAAUGCCAGUGGAAACUGAUGCAGAGAAAGAUAGAAGAGCUGUAUCAGGAAGUCAAAUUGAGAAGGGAGAAGAAUAGUGCUGAAGACAGGCUGGAGGAAAAAAUGCUGCAGUUCUCCCUGCCCUUUUCACAGGUUGAACCUACAAAAACAACAAAUGUGGCAGGAGUGAAUGAUGUGGUUAGCAUUAAGCCUGACAGUAUUGACAGGAUGUGGCAUAAUGACUAUUCUCGUACCAAGGUAGAGAAGACGGAGCUCAAAAUGCUCAGUCAGAAUUACCAUAUCUGCAGCGUUGAAUCUGAAAAGAGCAUUGCCCAAAGAAUGUCCAAGACAGAAAAUGACACCCUGAAUGAUGCAUUGAAAGAGAUUGCUAAAGUAAGCGAAGAACUGUGUAAAUACCAGGAAGAAAUCCAGACAAGAACCAACUGCAAAAAAACUUUGUCUGAAUCAGUCUUUGGAGAAUCCAGGAGAAAUCCUCAUGUGAAAACAGCCAGAAAUUAUACAUCUUGUCCUAAAGUGUCUAAAGACAAACAAAAGGAAUGCGGGAGCGGAAGCAAAACCACACAAGUCCCAUUUUUCACUGCUAUCCCAUCAGAAAAAUAUGGCCGGUCCUUGGAAUCUCAAGACAAACCACUUUCUUCCUUAGAUUUUUCAUGGCCUUUGCCGAACUCUCUGUUUCAGGAUACAAUUCCAGUCAUGAAUGAAAGUCUAGUUCCUAUCACAAAUAAGAGCGUCACUACUGACAUUGAAAUAAACAACAACGAUGGAGAGUGUUGCCACCUGGAAUGGUUAUGUAGUAUCGGAGGGCUUGAGGAUGGAAAAUUCACAGAGUCUUUGUUUAAUAGUUUUGCAGAUAUCAACAAUUUGACUCCGGAAAUGAACAAACAAAAUCUUUCAUUGUCACAAAAUCACUUUUUCAGCUCAGACAGUUUAUAUCCAGAAGUGAUAAUGUUAGGACAUUCCCCAGUAGGUGCCACUUAUAGCUAUGGAAAUACAAUAAAGAAUGGAAAGUUAGCAGCAAAGAUUGAUGAGUUCAACAGAGUGGUGUUUAAAGCUGGCAAAGGAAAUACAUUUAGCCGUGAUGAAAUGGUAACGGAGGUGGCACUGGAUAUAGAUGAACAUUUAAGUGCCCCAGUUCCUCAGCCGGUAACUACAGGAAAAGCUCUUACAAUACCACUGACUGUAACUGAGACAAAGGAGACGACUUUUGCUACCAGCUCAUCUCAUAAUGGUGCCACAGUGGAGAAACCUACCACUCAACAACGUCCACAGACAAAUGGACCUCAUAUUAUGAGUAGCUACAAGAACACACUACAAAAACACAACUGGAAAGGCAUCAAUUUGUCAGGACGGCCACGGUCAGCAGACUCUAGGUCCAACUAUGGGGUUGUGGAAAAGCUUCUGAAAAGCUACGAGACCAAAGUUGCUGCUCCUAUUUGUAAAUCUAAGCAAUCUGUAAGCAAAUGGACACAAUCAGACUUCCUGUUGACUAAUGACAGCUCUGAAACAUUGACUCAAUGUUUAGAAAUGCUUCAUCUUGAGCAAACAGCAAAGGUUCUGCAGAAUGACAUUCACUGGUAUCCACAUCAGGACUCCUUAAGCCUAAAGCUGCCUGAGGUAUCAAGAACGCCUUCAAAAGAGAGCGGAUUUUCACGUCCUGCGCGACCAGCAAAUCAGCGUCCACCUUCUAGAUGGGCUUCAGGAAGAUUUCCCUCAAUGCCUGCAGCUGUCAGGAGAGCAACACACUAGUGUCUUAUUUUGCUAACAAUCCACAUCAUAAAUUAUGUAUUGACUUCCAUAGUAUACACCUUAUUACGAAGUGGAACUUAUAAAAUGAACAUGGCACUUUUCUUGGUGGAUCUUAUUACGGAAUGUUCAGACAAGGCAGUGAUGGUAGGCAGCUGUGUUACAAACAAUAGGACAGUAGAAACAAUACCACAUUUUUUAUAUUAACUUUACAGCAUAUUUGUUAAAGGAGUCUUCAUGCAUAUGUAUGAUGAAUUUAAUGUGUUCCUUUAACAUUUGUGCUGAUGGAAGCCAUGAUAGUACAUGUAGUAUUUUAUACUGCCAUGUCAUCAGUUACCGACUUCGGUGUUUAUUAGUAGCAGAAACAUAUUUCUAUACUUUUUAUAUGUCGUUGUUUAUUAUACAUUUUAUUUUGCCAUUUAUUAUGUUUCAUAGACUUUUGUACAGUUCUAUUAUGUUAAAUAAAUUCACCAUGAGUCAUUGAUAUCAUAUGCAUGUAACACGAUCAUAAUGCAUGUUUCUAAAUACAGACUGUACUGUGUUUAGACAUUGCUGACGGGAUAUACACAUACAAACCACAGGACACAUAUAUAUUUACACUUAAGGAUAUACACUUAUGAUUUCAUCUAUACAUCCUUUAUUUGUAAAAUAACCAAUAUGUAUUCUAUAUGUGUUUAUUUUCUAUUAGCCUGAAGAUAUGCUUUCUAUUGUACAGACCAUAUUAGCUCUGGUUAUAAAAGGCAUGUAUCUCUAUUGAUAUACUUGCUCUAUGAUCUUGUGCUCCUCUGUAUAGUGGAAAGUCCACUAUAAAUAUACAGGAGCACCUAUAUAAGUCCUAAUAGGCUUUUCAGUAGCUAAUAUCCAUUUCAGCCUGGAUUCUUUAUGAAUAAAAAAAAAAAGAUUUUUUGAUAGGCUGGAUGAGCAAUUCUAUUAUCUGAUAUUUAUAAAGAAAAAAUCUGGGAAAUGCCCCAGCUAAUCCUGGUAAAUUGCUUGUUUUUAUAAUGAUGGACUUAUCUCAUUACAUAGGACCAUAACAUAUAAAUUGCCAAACUGUAGUGUUUUAGUAGUCCUAGUUCUAUUGUGUGGAUCCAUGGAUUUCCAGUGAAAUUGAAGAUUUGAGGCUUUCUUGAUGAUUACGGGAUGCUUGAUGUCAAGUGUUUGUAUGUGCAGUAGAGGAAAGGAAGGACUAGAACUUAUUUUACUAGCAUCAAUACCCUGUUAGCAUGUUUCUCAAUAUGUUUCAGCCAAUGGUAAACUGUGUUGACUGAUAUAUUAGGAGUACAGAUAUAAGCUGUAUUUUGGCAUCAGCUUGCGUACACAAAAAUAUUGAAUCAGUAGCUCCAAGGAAUAUGAUCCUUUGGUGCCAGGGAUCCUACUAUGCACCUACUAAUAUGUUUCUAUCAUCUCCAGUUACUGGUCAUAAAUUACAUUUCCCCUUCACGCUAAAGUAGCAGGAUAGUUUCCUUUUAGGUAGAUGUAAAACUGAUUUUUCUUAUUACAUUUGGCACCAGAUAAAAAAAAAAAGUUUAGUCACUUAAAAGGUAUUAAGCCCAUGUGUUUGUGUUCAGUAUAUUUUUUGUUGUAGGGGGACCCAUCAGUUCUGAUGUGUAAAUUUUAGUAAAUUCUUGCAUUCUCUGGAGCAUCUUUUCUUAGAAAUCUACAAUAUUCCACCUGGAAUUGUAUGAACUGAAUAAAUGACAGCUGGGUGCUACCACUCCUCUGGUCAACAGGGUGUGUUCUUGACUAACAGCGUCACAGUAUUCUCCUGACAUCCUCUUAACUUGGGGAAGUGUACCAACUAGCUGUCAAUUUAUUAAAACAUUUUCGAAUAGCACAGGAAUGGAACAAACUUCAAAUACAAGUAUUUACUAAGCUGGUCAUAUCAGCAACAAGAUAAAAAUGGUUUAGUAAUAGAAAUAAUGACCAUAACAAGCCUUCGAGCCAUAAUUGAGAUUAUGGGAGAAUUAAUUAUAAAUGUAAUUCACAUAUUCAACUUAAAGACUUGUCACAAGUUAUUUUUUUUAUUAGACUUCUGUAACAUUUAAAAGAUCAAAAAAAAAAUAUAUAUUUUUUUUGCCUUCCUCUGGAUCAAGUCAUCAGAAAAUAACCACGUACACAAGUCUUUAUAUGCAAACAAUCUUCAUUUUUAUCUAGGAUUCAUUCAAAUAAACAAGAAUCGAUCCAUAUAGUAAUUCCUCUGGAUCAACACAGUAAGGUUAUAGGUUAAUGGACUCUUGCCUCUUUAACCUUAUAAACUAUGUACAAGAAAAAUAAAACAAAAUACCUAAAUAGGAAGAGGAAGAAGCAUUGUUCUUUAGUGACCAAUUGAGAUUAAUCAAGGAUAAAGAAUGUUUUAUAAACUGUAGUAGCGAUUUCCAUGUGCCCUUCCUAGUACACUUGACCUUUUAUAUAAUGUUAGUGUUAUCUACAUUAAAAAGCCCUUAAGGUUUUCUUUCAGGGUUUUGAGGGUUGGUUUGUCCAUGAAUGUUGCGGAAGGAUUGUUCAUCUCCCCCUAGGUUUUUCUUCCAGAGUAUUAGAUGUUGCUACUGCACCACAUUAUUCACUGAAUAUAUUUAUUACUUUUGAUGUAAAAUAUGGGUGGUUGAAUUGUAAAAUCCCAAAGCUUUGGUGCCUUUAAUUCUAUGUGAUCUGCAUUGAGUUUUAUAUGGCUGUAUGAAUAACGUGUUCUUUAAAACAAUAAAACAUUAGUGUCUGCAGAUAGAGAGGAAUGAUCCUUUUCUUCAAGCACUUUUUCAAAUCUUAUUGGCUAUUUGUAGAAUUGAUUUAGAGUGUGGUAAUAAAUAUGAUUCAAUAA
Hyla sarda is the source of this 5439-nucleotide messenger RNA. It is a transcript of the gene MTCL3, whose product is annotated as SOGA family member 3. Lineage: Eukaryota; Metazoa; Chordata; Amphibia; Anura; Hylidae. The coding region runs from base 183 to 2627 and encodes 814 amino acids. The transcript has 7 exons. Gene Ontology annotation, biological process: regulation of autophagy. The record is from RefSeq and is a predicted model, not a curated record.